AGCUUUCCUAAGCGAACGACCCAACGUAGACAUUUCAUUCUCACUGUUUAAACCUUUAUUCGAACAAACCAGUAACACCCGCUCGUACCAACUAUUUAAGUUACCCUUUUUCUGGAAUCCCCACGAAGAUCGUCGAAUUGGCUUCUAUGGCAAGAAGAACGACCUGCAGCUGUCCUAUUUCGACGUUUUAGGGACUUGCACUCGUUUUCCCGUCCCAAAACCCGACGGAACCACACAACAACAUGUUGCGGUCACCAAAAAAAGGUAACAAGUCCAUCAUCGGCCGCGACCUGCCACAGGCCCGUGAUUCAAGAGAAAACGGAAAGCCGCGGUCCACGGCACCGGAUAGGAAAAAGAACGAGAUGGGUGGAGUCUUCAAGUUUUACACCGAGGAGUAUCGCUUCGAACGGGCCACGUCAGGAUCAGAAAGAUCGGCCGCUGGACCGAAUUUUGAGAACGAGGGCAGCCCAAGCUCUUCGAGCAGAUCGAGGCCAAUUGAGGAGUCUAGUAUUCCGGAAGAGGACCUUAGUAGUGAAGGUGUUGCAGUUGCUCACGAUCAACAUGCGCCCAGCAGUCUCUCCGGAUCUGUAGGAAGUUUGGAUAGCGCCGGCAUUCCAGAACAUGAUGCCCCCUCAGAGCCAGAAGUUGGCGGCUUUUCCGCAACAACACUCUUCUACGAGGAGAUGCCUGCGGCGCAGAAGUUACUUAGCCGCUCCGAACUGCAGAAGAAGACGCAGCGCACCCAGGAUGCUUCGGAGUCCUUCGUGCAGUCGCAGCAAGGUUCCACCGCUCCUGCGCCGGCGUUGAAGGCCCCGGCGGUGCCGAAAAUUUUGGUCAAGGAAGCGGCGAACUUCGCGCCGAAAAGCUCAAACAGCGUGAGCGCGCCCGGUCGACCGGGCUUGCUCGCUGCUCCGAAAAAUACAACUUCGCUGGGCGCAUCGCUGCAAUCGCUCCCCCCUAAAAAUAAGCCCAGCAGCAAGUCCCCCGCGAGCGCGGCGUAUCAGGCACUCCCAAAGAAAACCGGAACAGCAGCUGGCAACUACGAGGAACCGCGGUCCCGAUCCGGAUCGGCCCCAAAGGCAAAGACGGCGACUUCGUCCUCCGCAAAAACGACUUCCGCGUCUGCCGCGUCGAGAAAGGCCGGGCAGCCCACGACCGCGGGAAAAGGUACAACGACCACAGCUUCCGCCCCGGCCAGCCGUUCGAUCACCGCGCCGCCGCCACCAUCUAUUCAAGGCGGAGGCAAGGGAACAUCAAUCAAGGGCAAGGAAGCAACGCUGUUGGCCGUGACCCAGCGGGACGCCACGACGAUACAGCAAACGCAGGUCGACCUCCACCCCGGCCUCGUCGAGCUCAAGGUUGCGGACGAGGUAGGCGAGGUGCUGGACAUCACAGAGGAUACGCCGAAGAUUAUCAACCGCGACACGGGGCGGACGACGGAGAAGAUCUUGCGCAGCGACGGCACCAUCAUUGAGAAGGAGAUGAAGGCGGGGGAGGUGCUAAACCAGGCAGGGCAGAAGGUCGUGAUUCCGAUUGUGGACACCAUGGCGGACAUUACGCAGCAGGUCGGCAUUGGCGGCAAGCAGAUCAUCAAGGUUGCUGACCGCGAGAAGCUCGGCGUCGGCGUGAACGGAAGCACCGUUGUGGCCGUGGAUUUGGGCGGUACCGCGCACGCCGCGGGCAUCUACCCCGGCGACGAAAUCACGGCGGUGGCGGGGAAGCCCGCGGCCCAGGUUUCGGGCCAGCUGAUGUCGGCCCCCGUGCCGUUCGAGAUCGAGAUCCAACGCAAGGCCGUGGCGAUCACCGUCUUCCCGGAGGACAAGUUCAGCGAGGUCACCUUCAAGAGCGGGGGCGUGGUGUCCGCGUCGGGGUCCUUUAGCGGUUUGAAUCCGGGCGACCAGAUCUUCUCGCUGGGCGGCCGCGACGAUUUUCCGCGGAUGUCCACCAGCGAGCGCAACGCGUUCGUCGCGGGCGUGAUGGCUAAGAAGCAAAACAGUUUCGUCAUGUACGUGGUAAAGACGGAUGAAAAGCCGGCGCAUAAGAACGAAUUUGCGAAACCCAUGCCGAUGCCGCAGAGGGAUCGCUCGUCGACCGAGGGUCUCUCCGCCCCGCAGCGCCCGGCCGGAAUAAAGAUGCCGCGUGCCGAGGGGGAGGCGCAACCGCUGGCGAAGAUGAAGGCGGAGGGCGACGCGAAUUACGUGCGCAACGUUGACGGCCACUGGAAGGCGCCGUCUGUGGUGGUGAUGGAGGGAGGAUUGCUCAAGGAGGCUGACGAAGGUGACGCGGAGAUGGUGAAGAAGCUGGAGGCGUUUCGCGAGCGCCAGGACCAGGCGCUGCGCGGCAAGAAGCCGCACGGCGCGGUCGAUCCGCGCACCAUGGACCUCCGCGAGCGGCCGGCGGACGAAGACGAGAUUUUCAGUCUGAUUGACGGCAAAAACCCGUUUGCGAAUAUGAUUCCCGAGGGUGUGGUAAAGUCCACUUCGUACAAGUUCAUGGGGGGCGGCGGGCGCGGGUCCGUGGAUCACGAUGACCAAGUGUCGAAGAACCUGUUCAAUGUGACUUUGAAGAAAACUCCGCAACGCGAAACUCCGGCCACGCCGGAAUCUUCGCCCAUGUACAGUUCACCCUUCGGGCCCGGGGCCGACCAUUUGCACAAGAAGUUUUUCGGCGAGGACCGAGGCGAGUUAGACGACUCGGCGCCAGAGCCGGAUUCGCCGCCUCGCGCGAGCACGCGUGCGAGCCAGCGCGCGAGCCAGGGCCCGACCCAGCAACGCGCGAGUCAGCUGGGUCGUCCAUCCCAGCGCGCGAGUCAGCGCGCCAGCCAGCGGGGCGCGGGAGGUGACGCAGGCGACGUCGACCUGGGUGCGCCGGCAGAUUCGGAUGAGCCAGUGGGUCAAGACGACGUUCUUGCGCCUGCGGACUCGGAUGAGCCGGCGGCGGCCGGGGAUGUGGACCCGGAUGAGGAGGUGAUCCUCGGCGACCCGGGAAGCAGGGCAGACGUGCUCCUGAAUUCCGAGCGCCGAAGUAAGUUUUCUAGUGUGAAGCAGCCGUCUAUCCCGUUGGACGACCGGCCUCCGUCGAAGAAGUCCGGGGCCAGCAACGCCUCUGGCAAGAAAUCCGGAACCAUGAUGGAUCAGGAACUCUUUCCGGACAUGGGUAUGGACGGCAUUCAGGAAACGGAGAUCGUUGGCGCCGAGGGACACGACCCCUCCCGGGUCACCUCGGCUUCCCGGGCCACGCAAAUAAAGCGCACCACGCAGACCGGGAACGUUGUCACCGACGAGGAGGAGGAGGAUGAGGAGGACGAAGAUGAGGAGGGCCAGCCCCGUUUCGGCGACCAAGGGACCGCGCCCGAAGAGAUUGGGGCGGACAGGAGAAGCAAGAAGAGUAGCAUGCGCAUGGACGCUGCAACCGCAGCGGCAGUGCAAGCUGCACAAGAAAUGGCGGACAAGUCGCCCACGAAGAAGAAGGCUGCAAAGGUAUUCAUUACAUCAAUGUCCAGACCUGCUUCAAAAAGUAAGGCACGGCUUGCGCUGCUAGCCAAUUAUUUGGUCUCUUGUAACAUGGUUCCUAGCGAAACUCCAUACAACAUCCAUGCUUCUUUUUUACUUUAAAAAUCUUGGAUUCGUGUUGACCAAUUAGACUCACGCUUAUCGGGAUACAAAAAUUUACACAGGUUAUGGAGCACCUUGGUUUGUCGCCGAUCUCUCCAUCGGGCGGUGCGCUGGGAACGGGUUUCUACCGGACGGCGACUCCGGACGAGCGCGAGGAGUUCCGGCAGAAUCGGCAGAGCGUGCGGGACCGCAUUGCGGGGCGCAACGUUGCGAACGAAACGCCCGCCGACAUUUUGCUGGACGAGGUCGACUUCCUCGGCGUCGACCGCGAGGAAAUGGAGAGGGAGCACCGGGACGUGCUGAAGGAGUUCGAGGAGAUGGCCAUGGAGCGGAUGCAGGAGGGCGCGCCCGAAGACCGCGUGGAGGAGUACCGCGCCAGCGAGGCCUUGUACAUGAUGGUCAUCGAGCAAGCGCACAUGGCGAAGGAGGUCGACCAGAUGCUGACCAUGCUGAAGGAAGGGCUGCAGACCGAAGAACUGACGCUGGAAGAGGCGUAUUCCGUCGUGGAGCAGUCUCUGGCGCUGGUCGCGACGCGGCAGUUUGUGCGCCGACACGGGAAGCUGCUGCAGGAAGUGCACAAGCUGCGGAUGGAGUAUCAGGGGAAGCCGAACAUCGGCGAGGGCCACAUGUUUCCGACGCCGGGGUCGCACAACCGGGCCUGGUACCGUUACGCGUCCCUGGCCAUGAUCCGCCUGAUCGAAGCGAUUCGCCUGGAGUACAAGCUGCAGUCCCACCAGACCAUUCUGGAGAAACACAUGUCGCACCUGAAGUUCGUGAUCGAGGUCGAGCUCGCAGGCGGGGAAGAUCCCGAAAACGAGCUGAUCGGCGAGGACAUUGCCGAGGCGCGGGCGGCCGUGUGGCGGCUGAUCGAUGCCUUGCGCAAGGGGCGCGCGGACGAGACGGACAACAAACUGAAGAACAACUCGCUGCAGUUGGAGCAGAAGCUGUUGGGGUUGGACGCCAUCCUGCGGGAAAAGGACCCGGCCACGUCGCAGCAAAUCUUGCUUUCUCUCUUUAUCGACAUCGAAAGCACGAUGCGGUUUGGCUGUGUCCAGUACGAGAACGAGGUGUUGAAGGUCCCCGGCACGACAUCACGCAUGAGUGUGUUGUCGCAGAUCGAAGCCCGCGACGCGUUGACGAAGGAACGACAGGCCGUCAUGAAGACCGAGAUGGGGGAGCCUACCUCACUGCCCCUGGGUACACAAAUUCGACGAGCAGCCAACAUGCCUCCGCGUUACAUCGCACCAGUCAAGACGGAACUGAGUACUUUCUUUUUGUUUUUUUUUUGGGCGUUGUUUCUUAGUAGGUACACAUAGCAUAGGACCACCUCCGAACAAACACAGAGCGACGAAGAUAUGUAGUGAGAUCAUUGGCGCCAACUAUCUAUCGCAAUUUCAUUUCUAAAUCAGCUUUCGACCCUUCCCGUGACGGCACUGCGGAUGGGACUUUGAUGUCGCAAGGCCAGUUGGCCGCGUAUACGGAGCAGUACCUGAAGGAAGAACUGGACGAGAGCGGGAAAAUGAAGGCGGAGCAGUGGGGCAGGUACCAGGAUGCCUACGAGCAGCGCAUGAUGGAGGCGAGCGACCAUCUCAGCCUCGACGAGGUGGAGCGGCUGAAGCAGCCGUGUCUGCCCGCGGGCAUCGACCUGGUGCAGCUGCUCGCUGCCGCUUCCCGGUACGAGAUGGGAUUGCUGGAGCAGCGCCCGGUGAGCGAAAAGACGCGCAACCAUGAGGGGUUCAAGGCCGAGAUGCUGGCGCUGAAGCGCGACGUCGUGAUCUCGCUGACCACGCGCAAGCCCACGGUGCCCGAGAAGCUUGACCGCGACAAGCUGGCGCGGCGGUUCGAGGACAUUGCGUUCACCUGGGCGCUGGGGGCGGACGCGCACGACCGCCUGGCGGCCACCGGGUUUCCCGCGGAGGGCAAAGAGUUUGGCGGGGACGAGGAGGAGUAUGACUUGCACCGGUUUGACCCGCUGGGCGUGUACACGGCGACCGCGGAGGUGGACAGCUUGCCGUUGUGGGAGCAGCCGACGGUGCGCAAGCAGCAGCGCACCGUGGAACAGCUGAUGCAGAUCUACCAGACGCUGGACCCGCACAUUCGCCACACCUUCCCGCUGCGGCGGGAGCUGAAGAAGCUGAUGCUAGCGGACGCGUACGAGGACGACGACACGGACGUGUCUCCGCCGAUGAAGUUUAUCAUCAACAACCAGCCAGCCGGCCUGCCGCGGUUCAUGUGGUACGCAAGCGACAAGUGCGGGCCGAACCCGAACGAGCGCCCGCCGUGGGAUACACGGGUGAAAAUGUGGCUAGACGACGAGGGCCACAAGGUGUUCGCCCACGACGAGCCGCCGAAGUCGCCCAUGCGCAAGAGUCAGGCGUCGACAUUCACCGGCGCCGUCUCGGAAGUGCAGGACGGAGCCGGAGGUUCAGACGACGAGGAAGACGCUGAUGGCGAGGAGAACGAAGGUGGUGCCCCAGCCUCCGAGAGGGAGCCGACGGCAAAGCGUUCCAGCGUGAAGCGCGACAGCACAGCCUCUGCCAAAAUCAGCGAAACGGCUGCCGCGAGGGCUUCGGAGACACGGGCGAGUGCGAGGGAGCCGUCUGUUCCGCGUGAGCCGACCGUGGCAGAGAAGAUGCCGUCCGAAAAACAACCGACCGUGGUUGACACACCGGCCGAGGAAGUCAAGGAAGACGAUGGCGCAGCUUCGCUCACCGGCAGCGAAAAGUCGGGUCCACCGGGCGGCGCCGGCGACUCGAACACCAAGAGACCGUCCGCAGUGAAGCGCUUGCCGCAAGUCACAAACAGUGGCGGGUACCUGCCGAAAGGCAACUGGAAGAAGGACGCCACCAGCUGGAUGAACCGGCGGCGCGCCAGCUCGGACGAGAACGCUAUCGUGAAGCCCGCGGGCCCAGUUAAAACUCACGCCGGACAUCAUUUCCGCCAGAGCGAGGCGCAUCUUAUGCAGCAAGCCUCCGCACCAGCUCCGGGCCAGGCGGGUCGGGCCUCGGCAAUGCAGGGUCCUCGGGGACCCUCGGCAGUGCAGCAGGACGGUCGGGGACCGUCGGCCAUGCAACAGGACGGACAAAGACCCUCGGCAAUGCAGGGUCGGCCCUCCGCAAUGCAGGGUCGGGGCCCUUCUGCAAUGCAGGACGCCGGUCGGGCACCCUCCGCGAAAAAGUCCGUGACCAUCAACGAAGACCCCAUGGCAGGCGCGUCGUCCCCGGAAGACGGCAUGCCGCACAUUCCUGUUCCAAGUGAGGUGCCUUCCGCCUCCGGGGUUGCCGCAAGUGCUCUGGACAAUGAGGCCUUCGCGAACCAGUUUGGCGAUGUAACGCCGUUGCCGCAGCAGGAACUUCCUCCAGAAGACACGAAUGCGCCAAACUUGGACGACCAGAAGAGGCCGUCGGGCGACGUGGAGAUCGUUGUGGAUGGCGGUGAGCAAGCCGAAGGCCUUCCGGCAGACGGCGCAGCGCCAACUACCGGAGAUGGACAGUCCACUGCACAAGAAAGUGGGGCUGCCAGUGGUUCACCCUAUCCCCCAGGGCACGACGAGCGCUCGUUCGCAAAAAAGAAUCAGGUGCGGGUCCACAAGCAGCACCGCAUUUCCCACAACCUCCACGAGCAUCCGGAUCCCGGUUCUCCGCGCGGGGGCCUGCCGGUACACCACAUUUCGCGCAAAAAGCACGGCGACCCGAAGGGCAUCGUGGGCAAGAAGGCCGCAACUGGAGACCGAAACUCGGCAGCCGAUCGGGCAGCAGCGGGGGAGUCGGAACGAACCUCGGCACCUCCGAAGCCGCAGGACCCGCUCGAGCAACAGAUGGAGUCCACCUUCGGGGCGGGUAUGAACCUGGAGGGCGGCGCCGCCCGCAACAUCGUGCUCAUGUUCGGUCCGCGCACGAGUGGGAAAAAGAUCGUGGCCGAGAAGAGCCGGCAGCGGUACGGCAUCCCCACCAUCAAAUUCGCGGACGUGAUGCAGGAGAGCAACCUGGACCCGGACACGGCGGGCGACGAGGUGAUUCUCGAAGCCAUGGCGACGCGGUUGAAGCAGGGCGACUGCAACAACGGUGUGAUUCUGGAUGGCUACCCAGCCAGCGUCGAGCAGGCGAAGCGCUUGGACGAGGCGCUCGGAGACUACGGCGAGUCGAUCACGCGCGUGUGGGACCUGGAGGUGAGCCAGGAGUCGUUCGAGAAGCGGUUGUGCGGGCGGUGGUUCCACCCCGCGUCGGGCCGCACCUACCACGCGGUCUACAAGCCGCCGAAAUCCUUUAAGGGCACCACGGUGUACGAAGCCACGCCAGAGAACAUGUUGGACGACAAAACGGGCGAACCGCUGAUCCAGCGCGAGAAGGACAAGCUGCACACGAUCCAGUCGGAACUGGACAAGUACCGCCAGGCGAUGGCCCCGGUCGUCGAGUACUACGGCCAGCAACUCGAGUACAAGGGUAAGCAGCAGGUGCGAAAGGUCGACGCCAAGCUCAUACAGAAAGCGCGAAUGAAAGCCAAGGUAGAUGCUGUCACCGCGGUGAUGUCUCUGCAGCCAACGCAGAGGUCGGAUCUUUCCUAA
Molecule: messenger RNA, 8178 nt
Organism: Amoebophrya sp. A120
Lineage: Eukaryota; Dinophyceae; Syndiniales; Amoebophryaceae
Source: the annotation of a GenBank genome assembly